AUGGCCUCGGAGCACAGUUACAUUCUUGUCCCGGAACCCGGCCAGCCCACUUCGCAGAUCGCCAUUGGCAAUAUCUUCAGAGACCGCAGAAAGGUCGAUCAGCAGCCAUUCGCCGGACCCGGGUCGGGCGUUCUCACGCAGCUCCAUGCAACCGAGCAUGAUGUAAACCUCACCUUCAACAUCAGCAAGCGCUUGGCUGCCGGCCUUAAAGCAAAGCUGUGUUCUUUCCUUGGCAUCAGCGCGAGCUUUGACUCUUCCGAGGAGGGGGAUGUUGCCUUGAAAAUUGGCAAGGUCGAAACAUACCGGAUCGCCAUGGAGGGUGAUAUCCUUCAUCGGUAUGUUAAAAGGCGGCUCGAGGAGCUGGACCAGGAUGCAGAGGGACUGAGAAAGCUCAGGCUUGAUCCUGAUAAGUCAGGACGACUAUUCAUGAUCACGGGCGUCAAGGUCGCCACAGAUAUGGUAAGAUAUGUUGCAGAGAAACGCCAGCGCGGAGGAAACAUCGAUGCCGGAUUUCCUCUGGAUCCGCACCAAGCGGCAGGUCUGCAAGCUUCUGGCGUCAUGAGUAAAAACAGGAAUUGGUCGAUUUCUGGGAAAAUGGAUGGGCCUGUUGUGAUUGCCUAUCAGUUGUAUUAUGUGCCAUGGAAGAAUGACAAGGCUCGAAUCCAGAAGAAUUUGAAGUACGGGAUGUUGGGUGAUGAGAAGGACAACGAUAAAGAUGAAGAAGAAGAAGAAGAUGAUGAUGAUGAUGAAGAGAACGAGGAGCUAGAGGACGAGUGGGGUUGGUUCAUGCAGCUUGGAAGCUAA
Fusarium subglutinans is the source of this 804-nucleotide messenger RNA. RefSeq lists its product as uncharacterized. NCBI's taxonomy places the organism in Eukaryota, Fungi, Ascomycota, Sordariomycetes, Hypocreales, Nectriaceae. The transcript has a single exon. Bases 1 to 804 code for a protein of 267 amino acids. The record is from RefSeq and is a predicted model, not a curated record.